Messenger RNA from Arachis stenosperma, 2574 nucleotides. RefSeq lists its product as uncharacterized. The record is from RefSeq and is a predicted model, not a curated record. The coding region runs from base 425 to 2137 and encodes 570 amino acids. The transcript is spliced from 9 exons. Gene Ontology annotation, biological process: transmembrane transport; metal ion transport. Gene Ontology annotation, molecular function: metal ion transmembrane transporter activity. Gene Ontology annotation, cellular component: membrane. NCBI's taxonomy places the organism in Eukaryota, Viridiplantae, Streptophyta, Magnoliopsida, Fabales, Fabaceae.
GUUAGUUGUUUGUUAGGGUAUGAAUCUGCCAAUGAAAUAAAAUUACUCAUUCGUAGCUGCUUCGAUGAAUCUAGCUUUAAAGUUUAUGCAUUAACGUAAUUCAUAUCCAUAAUCACUCAUCAAAUUAACCAAAGCCACAUAAAGAGUGGAACAGAAUAUGGUCAUUGCGCAUGGCACCCUCCAAAUUACAAUGUGCAUGUGGCGAUUCGGAGCCACUUCGCACUUUCAUCUAUCUCUUUGUUUGAGGAUUGCAGCAUUGAUUUGUAAAUAAUCAGUGGGGUUGCUGUUGGUUGUCGAACCCAUGGUUGAAAUCAAAAGCUUUUCAAACAGCAUGUUUUGUGUAGAAGUUUGCUCAUACAAGAGUGGUUUUCAAGUAAAGGUCUAAUGUAAAUUCACUACAUUAGCUUCAUGAAGAGCUGAGAAAAUGAGUUACAUGAAAGACCAACCACGUUCCUCAGUAAAACAUCAAAAAUCAGAAAGCAAUAGCACCUACAAUACUGGAGAAUCCAACCCUGGAAAUAACCUUUGGACAGAUGGGCUUAUUUGUGCUUUCGAAUUUGUUCAAGGACGAAAAAAACCAAUUAAACAUAGGUCCCCAUUGAAGAUCUCAGACAAACUAAAUUUGGAUGUUUAUCAGUGCAAGAGGUCCGGCUCUUCAGAAGGUUUAACACAUGCUGCUUCUGGCAGGGCAGAUAAAGAUAAUCUCUCACAUCAUUCAUCUGUAAAUUCCUUGAGGGACAGUUCGCUUGGUGCCUCCGAUGAUGACAAAGAGAGCCAGGUUUCUCAGGGUGGCCAAUUUAAUGCUGCAGGAAAAUACGAGGGUGGUCAUUGGGUACCGAUUGGAUGGAAAAGAAUUGUGCAACUUGUUCAAACAGUUCAGGUUGAUGCAGACUGGGGUUAUCAUCAAAUUGAAAUCGAGGAUCAAGAAGAUGAAUUAACUGUAGCAGAUUUGGCAGCUCCUUAUUGGGAGUACCCAGCUGGGCCUAUAUGGUGGUGCCAUGUUUGUGCAGGUCAUCCCAAUGUUGAGACUUGGCUCAUUAAUGCUAAAUGGCUACACCCUGCUGUUAGUUUAGCUUUGAGAGAUGAAAGUAAACUAAUAAGUGAGAAGAUGAAACACCUUUUCUAUGAGGUCCCAGUCAGAGUUGCAGGAGGGCUCUUAUUUGAGCUAUUGGGCCAAUCGGCAGGUGAUCCUUUUAAUGAAGAAGAUGACAUUCCAGUUGUCGUUAGAUCUUGGCAAGCACAAAAGUUCCUAUUAACUGCAAUGCAUAUAAAAGGAUCAGUGUCCCGGAUAAACGUUCUCGGUAUCACAGAAGUUCAGGAGCUUCUUUCUGCUGGAGGUUAUAACAUGCCAAGAACAGCGCAUGACAUUAUAGCACAUCUUGCAUGCCGUCUUUCUCGGUGGGAUGAUAGGUUAUUCCGUAAAUCUAUAUUUGGGGCAGCAGAUGAGAUUGAACUGAAGUUUAUGAACAAGAGAAACUAUGAAGAUUUAAAUCUUUUUAGCGUAAUUUUAAAUCAAGAAAUCAGAAGGUUAUCAAGACAGGUUAUCAGAGUGAAGUGGUCACUCCAUGCAAGAGAUGAGAUUGUCUUUGAGCUUCUCCAACAUUUGAAAGGAAACACAGCGAAAAGCUUAUUAGAAGAAAUUAAAAAGAGUACAAGGGAAAUGAUUGAGGAGCAAGAAGCAGUCCGUGGACGCUUGUUUACCAUUCAAGAUGUUAUGCAGAGCAAUGUGCGAGCUUGGCUGCAGGAUAGAAGCCUUCGGGUGACCCAUAAUUUAGCUGUAUUUGGUGGUGUCGGUGUUGUCCUUACCAUCGUUACAGGGUUAUUUGGGAUCAAUGUUGAUGGAAUGCCUGGGGGAGAAAACACGCCAUAUGCAUUUGGUGUCUUCGCGGCCGUCCUUGUCCUUUUAACAGCGGUGCUGAUUGCGGCUGGCUUGGCGUACCUUGGCCUGAAGAAACCUAUUAAUGAGGGCCAGGUUGAGGUUAGGAUGCUUGAGCUUCAAACAUUAGUGAAGAUGUUUCAACACGAGGCAGAGACUCAUGCGCAAGUCCGGGGAAACAGAAAUGUGUCCCGGAAUAACUUGCCUCCUACUUCCAGCGAAGGUGUACAUAUUGAUCCGGACUCUCUUCUCAUACGUUAGAAGAUAAUAUGAUCGCUCAAGCAUGUUUUGACAUUACAACAAUUUAGACUUUGGAGGCGACAAGUUUUUCCAAGUCUAAAGUUGAAAAGGCAUGAGUUGAAAAAGCAGUUCUUUAGCUCUAAUCAGAAACUAUGGCAGGAUGAGAAAUCUGUGAUUAGUUGAUGACUAUUUAAGGAAAUACUGUCACUACCACAUUAUUCUCAAAAGGUUGAAAUUCUUCCAAGAGUAUACUAUUCAUCAAAACCAGAUAAAUAAAAUUUCCAUAUAGAUCAAUUUUUUAUCUUUCUGGAGAACAAUGAUUAUCUUUUUUGUUGUUGUUUUCUUUCAUUGAAGAUGUAGUUAAGCGGAUAUGUAGAAAGUUUCUGUUAUCAAACACUGAAGGGAAGUGAAAAAUACGAUACUAGUGAAAAUUUAUACUUUCCAAUUAGUCAAAUAAA